This is a messenger RNA of Euleptes europaea (tarantolino), 423 nucleotides long. RefSeq names its product ring finger protein 227 (gene RNF227). The annotation marks the transcript as partial. The record is from RefSeq and is a predicted model, not a curated record. NCBI's taxonomy places the organism in Eukaryota, Metazoa, Chordata, Lepidosauria, Squamata, Sphaerodactylidae. The transcript has a single exon. Gene Ontology annotation, molecular function: ubiquitin protein ligase activity. Gene Ontology annotation, biological process: protein ubiquitination.
AUGGGCCAGGCGCCGGAGGACGAGGCAGGCGGGGCCGAGGAGCUGGAGUGCGGCAUCUGCUGCAUGCCCUUCGACUGCUGCGGGCGCGCGCCGCGCCGGCUCGGGGGCGCGCGCGGCUCGUGGAAGCCCUCGCGCUGCCGCCACGUGCUCUGCAGCGCCUGCGUCUGCCAGCUGGCGCGCGAGGGCGGCUGGGAGGAGGUCACGUGCCCGUACUGCCGCGCCGUCACGCCCCUCCGCGAGCGGAGCAACUUCCUGGUGGCCGGCGUGAGGCGCAGCAGCGGCUACGGCCGGAGCCGCCUCGUCCUGCCGCCCAUCGACGCCGAGCUCUGGCAGCGCGUCGUCCUGGCCGAGAGGGAGCGGCGGGGAGCCGGCCGCCCGGCCGACGAGGCCCCCGGCGAGGAGCAGGACGACGAGGCCGCCGGC